Coregonus sp. 'balchen' is the source of this 17013-nucleotide messenger RNA. NCBI's taxonomy places the organism in Eukaryota, Metazoa, Chordata, Actinopteri, Salmoniformes, Salmonidae. The record is from the annotation of a GenBank genome assembly.
AUGAGCUCCUCUCUUCCCAAGAGCGAAUCUACCACAUCUCUGCUGAGAGCUUCGGCCGUGCCAGUGAGUCGGAGGUCCGAACAUUCUGAGCAUCAUGGGUCGCGCAGCCACCGCAGUCACAUUCAUCAACCCGACGGAGGUAAAGAUGUACCUGACGAGCCGUGUUGGACCGAUGAGCGCGAGGCAAGAGCGCACAGACCCCUUUGUCAACCGAGGCAUGCCGGUGGCAGGACAGACAGGAAUGGCUGUGAUAAACGUGGACAUUCCCACCAACAAAGCAGCCACUACGAUGACGGCUACAGCCAGGAAGAAAUUAGAGAGCGGAUGGAUCGGAGUGGGAAAGACCGCAGUAAGUCGUCUAGACACCCACACCACCACCACCACAACACCUCAAGAGGUGACCUGCCGCCGGCGCAUCACCACGGCAACGCACGUCCGGGCCGGAGGUCCUCGCCAACUCCAUCCUAUACAAAAAAAUCCGACGAUACUGCGUACUUUUUUGAAUCAAAGGACAUAAUAUAUACUGGGUCGUCCACGAGUUUAAACUGUGACCCACCGGCAACGUCCACGCCAGUGCCUGGCCACGUUACCAGCCGCACCUCCAAAAGACUCAGCACAGCUCCAUCCGAACAUGACUCCAAUCUGCACCCGAUAGUGAAAUCAGUCUUCGGGCAGGUACGUAGUAGCCCCGUGUCUAGACAGAACUACAACACAUGAUUACUCUCGAACAAACAUUCAAAGUCAGCACAAGGAUUCAACAAGUAGACGGGAUUAAUAGUCAGUAUGAAUACAUUUACCCGCAUUGACAAAAAACGGCGCACGACAGAAGUUCCCUUUUUAUUCAAUAUGAAUUUAUGUAUUAUUUUAAUUCAAGGGUCAUUUCGAAUUGUCAUUUUAGACAACCUUUAUAGGCUACACUGUCACUAUACUGUAAAACUGACUGUCUCUAACAAAAUGCAAAAAUAUUCAACUUAAUUUUUACCGUUGUCCCGCUAAUACAUUGGCUUAAACCGCACUCUUAUGCACGAAUAAACGGGUAGGUGUUUUGUUGUGUAACAAAAAUAUGGGGAAAAACACGUUUAAAGGUCCAAUGCAGCUGUUAAUUAAAAAAAAAAUCCAUAUAAAAUAAUUUCUGGGUAACAAUUAAGUACAUUACUGUGAUUGUUUUCAAUUAAAAUGGUCAAAAAUAAACAAAAAUAGCUUCUUAGCAAAGAGCAAUUUCUCAAGCAAUAAUUUUGCUAGGACUGUCUGGGAGUGGUCUGAGUUGGGAGGGAAAAAUUGAAAAUGAGCUGUUAUUGGCAGAGAGGUUUGGAACUCUCUUUCUUAUUGGUCUUUUGACAAAUUUACAGCCAGUCACUAGGCAGGCCAAAACUGCAUCCCACCAAAACAGGCUGAAAUUUCAGGUGGUCUUUUCUCUUACACUAAAAAGGCAUUAUCAUCAUUUUCACAAUUUCACAGUAUUGUUCCAACCUCAUAGUGUGGAAAUAUAUAUAAAACACAGGAAAAUCACGUUUUUGACUGCACUGCACCUUUAACAGUAAUUCAUAACACAGAAAUGUAGAAUGUGUGACAACAGAGAAGGUAUUAUGGAUUUUUCCAACUGCACAGUGCACUACACAAUGUCUCAAACUUGUCCCCAAGAUUCCAAUGCCUUAUUGUAUUUGAAACAAAACAGUUUGAGACAUAUGAAUAGUAGCCUAUAAGUUAGAUGAUAUAGCUCAGACAGCUCAGACGUGUGAUAUACACACCUAGAGAACAUUUGAAUUCUUCACGGUGUCAGGUUGGUCUGGAAGGGUCAAAGGUGAGGGACAGGUAGAGCAGCAACCCAAGCCAAAAUGUGACCGGACACCCAUUCACCCCUGUUGACCAUAUAAAAAAUGUAUGUGCGUUUUGAGUCCAAAUGUAACUUCUGUGUAUCUGAUAAUUAGUUGGAUGGAGGGGUUGGCAGACUAUCAUUUAUAGCGAUAUGAAUAUGGAUACUCUCAUCAUGUCUGUUACCUGCAAAGGCAGGUGGAUAAACUUUCCAAUUCUGUGGAAAUUGUAGCUGUGCUGAACACUCACAUGCGCACACACACACACACACACACACACACACACACACACACACACACACACACACACACACACACACACACAGCUAUUUGUGGUAAGUCACACUCACAUCAAGUGUAAAAAAGAAAGUGACACUGAACAGUUACCAACAGAUGGAGAGGUGAGGGUGGAUUAUAAAAGAAGGGUGCUUCUCCAUCUCUUCAUUCCUGCAUUCCAUCUCCUCUACCAUCUAUUAAUACGAAAGCCAUCCUCAAAGUCCUCAUAAAAUAGCCUCAUUCCUAUUCCUCUGUUGCUCUUCAAAUAGGCUAUCCAGUUUUUCUUUCUGUGGCUUUGAGAUAUUUGUCUCAGUGCUGAAGGAGAUAUAAAGCUCAGGAGGCAAUACUUUCCCCAUGUGUUAAUGUGUGCCAGAAAUAACUUCACUCAAUCCAGGCCAGAGCUCUAAUCAGUCACAGGAGUUCCAGGCAGCAAACCCCAAUUUAUACAGCACUGCUGUGCUCUAUACUGCCUAUCUCAAUCUGCUCCACAGUGAGACAGUAGCCCUCUAUCACUCUAUCCAAUCAUUAUGCUUUGAAAUGGGAUUACAGAAGGACCUCUAAUGACAAUAUCUGUUAACACUUGCUUGCCUGUGAAAUUGCUCAGCUGGAGGAGUUUUCAUGUAGAAAAAGUGUGCAAGGUGACUGUGUCAUUUGAUGCUAGUUACUGUAAAUCAGAGACUAGUCACAAAGCUCUCAGACUAUUCAAUAGUAUCAGAUCUAUAACUGGAUAUGCAGUAUGGUUGUGUCCAAUUAAGUAAUAGCAAAAUUUCAAUGCAACUGAGAGUUGUGUUGUGGUGCCUAGAUAUUGCAAGAUGUUCUGUUUGUCUGAUACAAAGGUGUGUGUGUGUGUUUGCACAAAGGUGCAUGUUUAGAUCUUUGGUUGUGAUACUCUAUUAGGUGACACUGCCUUUCACAUUUACAUGUCAUAUCUUAUCUUUUUAUUGGCACAAGUAUACUUUGAAUAAAUGUUUUGAUAUGUGUGUGAGUGAGAAUAUACCCACUGACAUUCUAUAUUUCAUAUUUUCAUCAAGGUCUGCAUUCAAUCCCUACAGAACCUAUUCUCUGCCAGUGGAAGCUAAAUAUAGCGUUCCCAAGACCUGAUUAUAAGAGAGUUAAGGAGAGCAGCCUUUUGUGUGGUGGUAGAAACAUUUAAAUCCUUUGGCUAAUGCGCUACCUGACAAAGCCAGUUUGCAAAUUGGUGACUAAAGCAGGGAUUCCUGCAUAAGCAAAAAUAUUAUCUUAAGCAUCUAUAUAAAUAGCAUGCUUUAAUUUUCAUCAGAAGGAAUUACUGAAAUAGAGGGGCUAUGAGGAAAGGUGGGGGGGGGUCAUGAGAAUAAUAAGUGUGUAAUGAUUCAUGAUUCCUAUCAAUAAAGGAACAUCUUGAUCUAAAUACAAUAUCCCUGUCUAGACUUAUGAAUAAAUAAAACAACACACAUUUUGGUCAGUUAUGAUAACAUCAUCAUUACACUCUCAAUUCAUGGGGAACAUAAUUAUCACAAACAUUACUGCUUUCAUAUUUUCAAUUAAUUCCUAUUGUUCUUAGCAGACUGUAUGUCGAUGUAGUCAUACAUGAAUUAUAUGUAGUCUAAAUUAUCCAGCUCUAUCCAUUUAUAGACCAAUCCCAGGUAACAGCAGCACCUUGGUCAAGGACAGAACAGCAGUGGGUCUGUGUCCCACCUGGAAUUAUCACAAGUGACCUUCUGCCUGGUUUCUUAGUCACUAUUGGGUCAAACUCUUCUUUUAGUCUAUUCACAGCUUUCACUGUGGUAUGGAGUACUUUAUUUGACCUAAAGAUACCUGUUCUGAGGAAGGGAAAAUAUUAUUUGGAAGUCUGGGAAGAGCAGUAAAUAGAUGAUAGUCUCUCACCAAUGAAAAAUCACCUCUGAGAUGACACCACCAGAUGGAGGUGGCUGCUCACAAUAUGUUAGUCAGAGAGUGUGCGUCUGUUUGUAAGAUUUGUGUCAAGCAUUUGUAUUACUAUAAACCAUGGAUACAAACACAAACCAUUUUCAAUGUAUUCAAAGUGGUGUAUCUGUGUGUGCAUCAGUGUUUGAUAACAGGUUCUGCAGUUUACCCAGCUUGAGUUAAUAAGUUACACUCAUUAUUAAACUGUGUUGUGUGUUAUUGAUUUUGACAAUCACACAUUGGCAAAUCCACAGUUCUCAGGUACAGGAGUGAGAGGGAUAAAUAGGAGGAAGGAUCCGAGGCAGGUGGGUAGGCAGGCAUGCUAACAGACCUAGGUUAUGUAAGGAAAACACAGGACUCUUAUUUUUCCUCGUCAGCUCCCUGUUCUCACAGCAUCUGACAGCUCUCUGGUAAAAUCACAGCUGAGACUUCCUUUUCCCUUGCUCCCUUUUCCUGCUAUUGGUCUCCCCCCCUGCUCACUACAUUCCCUUGUCACUCUUCCGCUAAAUCAUUUCCUCUUUCCCUCUAUGGACCUCUCUCUCUCUCUCUCUCCUUUGUCAGUCUCAUUCCUUUCCCUUUUUUAUUGGUUCUCUGACCCUCUUUCCAUCCCUCCCACCCUUCCUCUCCAUCCCUCCCUCCUUCCCUCUCUCAUGCCAGGGUCAUACUGACCUUGAUGAGGUCUGAAAGGGAAAGAGGAAAGAGGGGGGCAGAGAAAAUGGAGAGAGAGCAUGGAUGACAGAAAAUAGAGAGAAAAAUGCAAGGCCUGGGUGGUAAAGGGAAUGGAAAAGGAGGUGUGGAUAAGCUGCUAUGAUGUAGGUAUUGUCGUAUGAACCACGUCAUUUCUGUUUUCAAUAGGUUUAUAGCCCAAAUACUAUUUAUAGCCACGGAUGGGUAUUUAUACAGUCCAUUAACGGAUGGUUGUGAAGGAGCUAGAUGUUUUCACUAUUCAGUUAAAUCCUCAUUGAAAUUUGAAGGAUUAGACCGUGAAAUCCAAGAGACUGUGUGUAAUGACAUGUGUGUCUGUGCGCAUGUGCGUGCAUGCGUGUGUUUGUGUGUGCGUAUUAAUAAUUAAUAUUCAUGGAAAACCUAAGGCUGUCCGUAGCCACUGAAAGAGGAAAUCAGAGAGAGAUUGAGAGAGAGAUUGAGAGAGAGAGAGAGAGAGAGAGCGAGAGAGAGAGAGAGAGAGAGAGAGAGAGAGAGAGAGAGAGAGAGAGAGAGAGAGAGAGAGAGAGAGAGAGAGAGAGAGAGAGGUUAGAGCAGACGAGAGGCAGAAGAAAAAGAGAAGAGGAAUAUUGGCUGAGGUUGUCUAAAAUACUUGAAAUGUUGACAGCAAACUACUCCCCCUCCAUUCUCCUUUAAAAAAUGGAAAAUGUUAAUGAGCUUCUCUCUUCACUAUCCCUAUCACGGAAUAAAUUAGUUUCAAAUGAAAGAUGAUAGUUUCAUUGCCAUAAAAUAACAACCAUUUCAACCUAAUAAAUUAUUCAGACUUUAAUUAAAACGACUGUUAUAUUUUACCUCAGGAGAUGACAUGUCACCAUAGCCUCUCUCUGCCUGGGGUGCUUUUACAGGUCACUGACUGAAUCCUCCUCUGGUGAUCUUCACAUACAGAGCUGUGAAGCUGUGAACAUGCUACAAGGUCAUCAUCCCAAUUCAACUGGUUUCUCAGGCUCAGCUCUCUUCCAUAAGGAGACAGACAUAAGGGUUAUCCAUUCUUCAAUAUUUACCCCCAGAUUAAACUUAAAUACAAAGUAUAAAGUACAUUAUUAAUCUAAUUUAUCAGAAGAACAUCUGUAUCUGAAAUGUGAAUAUUGAUGUGAGUCAAUGUAGCAUUAUAAUAUACAGUAAUAACUAUAGGUAAUUGGAUGAGGCACAACAUUUCUACUGUGCGACUAAUAUCUUCAUCGUUGUACGGAGGUUACAGAAUGGGCCCAAACUUACAUACAGUACUGUAGUAUAGUACAUGGGGUAUGGUACAUGGGGUAUGGUACAUGGGGUAUGGUACAUGGGGUAAGUACAUACAUGGAAUGAGAAAAGACAUGCCAUGACGGAAUCAUGAGAGAUGAUGUUAUCAGCCCUCCCAGUCCCAGUCCCCUCUAGCGUGUGUGCAUGUGUGUGAAUGUGUGCUGCUUGUGGAAAUACUAAUGCAUGCUUUCCUUUGUGUGAUGACUGUGGGUGUCCAUGGACUUGUUAUUAGAACACAUUAUAUAGGGAUUUUUGCAUGCAUUGAUGAGUGUAUAUCAGGAUGUGUGUGAAUGCAGUGAGCAUGAUUGUUUAUGUGAAUUUGCACCAUUAUGUAGGUUUAGUGAGCUGUGUGUGUGUUGUGCCUUUGCACACACUGGGCUGGCAUUAUGAGAGACGACGGCUCCUGAUUCUGAUUUCUGAUGUGUUCUGAUGUUCACAAUGAGCCUCCGGUGAGGGGAAACCGAGAGGCAGAGUGAGAAUAAAUGAAUGGAAGAGAGAGGAUAGACGAGAGAUAGGACCUUGGUGGGUAACUAUGGGAAACAAUUGACAAAGUCAAACAGGAAAUUAUGAUGUUGAUUAUGUGAACAGUGGCAGCCACUGCAGGUGAUUGCAGGGAUUGCUAUCAGCAUCAGCAUCCCUGUGACGUUUGCUGCCUAAAAGCUGAGACCCCUGUGGCUAUCUAGCAAGUAUAUGCAGUGAUUUGUGGUGUGUGUUUGCGUGUGUGUGUGGUCCAUCAUUCACAUGCCUUUUAUGUUCAUUUGGUGCAUAUUUUGUAGAGCUUUGACUUUGAUCUCAAUACUGUCCCUUCUAGCUUAGCAUGACUUUAUGAUUUGCGAACUCUUCUGUGUGUGUACAUGUGUGUGUAAGAGAGAGGGGGAGGAAGGUAGCCUAUCAGUUAAGAGUGUUGGGUCAGUAACCGAGAGGUCGCUGGUUAGAAUCCCCGAGCCGACUAGGUGAAAGAUCAGUCGAUGUGCUCUUGAGCAAGGCACUUAACCUUAUUGCUCCUGUAAGUUGCUCUGGAAAAGAGCAUCUGCAAAAUGACUAAAAUGUAAAUGAGGAGAGAGAGGGGAGGGAGAGGGAGAGAGAGAGGAGAGAGGAGAGAGGUUGAGGAGAAAAAGAGAGGGGGAAGAGAGAGCGUGUGUUAUAUUUUUAGCUCUGCAGCCCCACAUCUGUGUGUGUUUAAUCGAGUGUAUGCGUGUGUUUGUGUAUUUGGAUUAGUGUCUCCAGUGUCUUGCUCGGGGGAAGGUAAUAUGUUAAUGAGCUUCUUUACCACUGUCUUUUUGCAGAGAUGGUUUAAAUCUGUGCAACAGAGUGAGGGAGAGAGAUGGGAGAGGGAGGGGAAAAAAGAGAGAGAGACUGAGGGAGAGAGAGAGAGGAUGGUGAGCGAAUGAAUAAGCAAUCUUGCAUUUUGUGCUUUGAGCGCUUGCAUCUCUCUAAGACAUGCCUGCCUCCUCUCCCUCUCAUGUCUUUGUCACUUUGAUCUUUCAUUCUUUGUUGUAUUUCUUUGCUUUCCUCCAUUUAAGAUUACCUCUCCUCUUCCCUCUCACCCCGUGACUCCCAGUGUCAUUCCCUCUAGGUCCUCUGUUGAUCCUGUGCAACCUCACUCUCCCGCUCUUUCUCUCUGCGUGUCUCUCUCUCCCUAAAUUCCCUCGUCUUAGCUUGUGACCCACUGAACCCCCUUUCCUUUAACCCCCUUUCUCUUUAUCCCAUGCAUGCAUAGAAACACAUGCACAUGCAAACACACACGCAAACACGUGCACACACACCACACAGGCAUACUAACACAGACACGUGCACACACACCACAUACCGAGAGGGACUUCACCAUGGGGAACUCAGUCAAAUCUCACUUCUCCAAGAAGGUAAGGUUUUCUGUACUGUGUUCUGGCUGUGGUCCACCUGAAUGAACCCCUGACUGUCUGUGGUGCAUGUCUGUCUCACUAUGUGUCCUUAAUUUAGCUGGAGGCAAUUGGACCACACUGGACCUUUUUGACCCUGGGAUUGUGUCACAGGUUGGUGGCACCUAAAUUGGGGAGAACGGGCUCGUGGAAUGGAGUAGGUGACUGGAGUGGAGUAGGUGGUAUCAAAUACAUCAAACACAUGGUUUCCAGGUGUUUCAUGCCAUUCCAUUUGCUCCGUUCCGGCCAUUAUUAUGAGCCGUUCUCCCCUCAGCAGCCUCCACUGGAUUGUGUACAGUAGUAUUGGACUGUGAGAGACUUGGUUUUGGAGCACACUGCUGUACUGACUGUGGGGCAUCUCAGUCAGUCUUCUGGUCUGAGGAGCAGUGCUCUCGCUCUUACAGGCUAGUUGUGAAUAUUAGAGGAGACAGGACAACCUAGUGUCUCAUGCUGUUGUCUCAUCCACCCCACUGAACCACUGUAACUAAAAUAGUCUGCUGACCAGUCUAGAAUACCGACUGUGAAGCUUGAAAUAAUUUGUGGACUGGAUGGCGACAAUACAACUCUACCGUGCAUUAGGACUGUAUUGUGUCUGUUUUUCCAGAUUUCUUUGUCAUAGAUAUAUACCAGAUGGACAUAUAACUGUUAUUCCCUACUGAAUGUCAGUUGUGCUGGAGUGACUGUGUUGGAGUCCUCAGUGUAGCCAAUGAUGCUCAACCGUCACUCAGCUGGAGUUGACAGUGUCUAGUUGUGUCCUGGAACCUGCCAGCUGGGAUGAGUGGUGUCAAUGAGCAGGCUCAUGUCAAGAUCAACCACAUGAGUCAAACUGGCGUUACCACUUCACCUCUUUAGAGGGGAUUCAGUGGCGCAGACAAACCAACAGGUAGCGCUAUCCUGUUUAACCCUGCCUGCAGAAGCGCCAUGAACCGUAACCUGAUUUUAGCAGACACUUUGUGUACACAGGUUGUUUUUGCAAACGGUUGAUGUUCAUUGUUCUAUACAUGGACUACAAACUGGAUUUGACUGAGCGGCGUAUAUCUAUAGAAUGGAUAUAUUGGGUUUAGUUUUAAGGUAUCUGCCAGCGCUACAUGCUUAGUCUGUGUACAACAAUGACAGCCACAGCUCUUUAGCUAUCUAGUACAAAGAUAACUGCACAAUAAAGACAUGAUUUCAUGUUCAGUGGGAGCACUGGUUCACCAUGCAUCAGGGAUAUAAAUCCCCUUCAGCAGCUGUACAUCCUUGAGCGUCUACAGUACAAUACGACAAGCAACUGUUGAAGCCAUCUGGUAGAUAGGGAGGUUACUGCUUGACCGCGUCUCACACUCAAAUAUUGCUUUAGCUGCCAUUUCAAUGUAAUAAUGUUUUUACAUAUGUCUCUGCAUUAGUAGUGAUUUUGGUGACACACUGGACCUUCAGAUAAUCAGCACUGCUUUGUGCAUCACUUUGUGCACUGUAGCAGGGCAGGAGCUGGCACUAGAAAUUCCACAGCAACAGAUGGAGUAUGAAGGUCAUCCAAAAAAUCCCACCAAGCGAAUUAAAACCCAACCAAGGGAGGGAAGGAAGGAUAGUGGGCAGGGAUAGAGAGAGAGCUCUCUCGCUGCUGAGAAAGGCUAAUUUUGGGGGAAACAAACAAUGGAGGGAAAUAGAGUUAUGUCCUUAAUUUGCCUGCUCAGUGUUCCUUGUAUAGUGACACUUUUGCCAUAAGCCUGUCAGCAUUCCAGUCUCUGAACACAGCUCAGCUCUGCCCACUGAAGGCACUCUUUUCUGUUUGUCAUUAGACUGCAGAAAGUUUGGCCCUUAUUUGCCUUGGUGCAGAUUAAUAUUUGUAAAGGUUUCUAAUGGUGGCCGAUGUUCCCCUCCUCUUUAAUUAACCUGUGGCUCUGUCUGUAAUUGGGGCUGUGCCUUGUGUGGCCUGCCGCUGCCCCCUGGUCCACAGACUAAUUGGUCAUUAUAAUGUAAUGGCUGGAUGGAUUUGAUUCCUUCCAUCAUUGGGACAAUGGCUAAUUGGAACAAGCACGAAUAAGCCAUCCAUCUCUUUUAUAUGCAAGUGGCUUUCCUGUGAUUAAUAAAACCCUGGAUUUAAAGAGUAAAUGGACUUUAGACAAAAUUAUGCAUUGACAACCCUACAUUGUAACCAGUAAUGAGUGUGACCAUUGUUGGGGUAGCUGUCACAGGGAACACUGUACCACUAUUACACUGUGCCUAUGUCAAAAGCAGAAUGGCUUGCAGAUAUUUCUUUGGGUCUUCCUGCGUGCCCUCUCUUGGAUUGGUCUGAUUGUCUUAGUUAGCUGUUGUGUCUCUUUGAUUAUAUAAAUCUGGCAGUGUUCUGAGUCAAAUAAGUGUCCUCAGCUUCACAGAGAGCAUCCUUGGGACGGAUGGAUGGGUGGCAUCCAUUGCCCCAUUCACUGAACCCAACCCCUGACUGUGUUCCUUUCACAUGACUGACACCCUGACCAACCCCAUUACCAUCCUGACCUCUGACCUCACAGGGUCUAACAGACCUCAGCCUCUCUACCUCCACCUCCAUCCACCCACCCUCAUGCCAGCUAGCCUCUUGUUGUUGUCUGACUCCAUGUUGUCCAUCCACAAGCUGAGUCACAGUCUGUGUCCCUGUCUCUGCCCCUGCGCCUGCGCCUCUAUCUCCUGGCCCCACACCCUGGAUAUCUGUGGCCCCAGGACCAGAAGAAGAACUACAGAGCAGUGCAGUCCUGUGAGGAGGGGACUGGGGGUGCCUAUCUUGAGCCACUAGUGGCUAUGGCCCAGAAUGGAGGCAACAUGCACAACAUACUGGGGCCUGCCUGCAUCUUUCUACGCAAGGGCUUCGCUGAGAGCCGGCAGGCUGUACGUAAGUCCAGACACAAACAGACACAUGCCUAUUAUGCAUGCAGAGACACAUUUACAGUAUGUAGCUGCACGUAAUAAAACAGCUAUGUUCACAAAAGCACACAAUCAUACAGACAUUCUGUCUUUGUCUGCUUCCUUUUCACCCACGUUGACCAAUACACUCCUUAUGGACUGAAAGAAGAAGGUAAUGGACUCAAAAUAUUUGCAGUAACCUACGUAUAGAAUGCCUGCCAGUUGGUGUGAAGAUAAGUGUAUAUGUAUGUGACUGUGUGUGUAUGUGAUGGCACUCAUUGCCAUUUGUGUAACGCUGAUAGAUUGUAAGUCCUUGUGGUACACCUAGUAUUACUCUGACAGAAUGCUAUACUGAGUACUAAAGUCUGCGUGGAUGUCUUCAUCUGUCUCACUCUCACUGUGAUCAGUGUCAAGGCCUUGUCGUUAAGGGAAAUGUGCACUGACCUCUCCUUGGUAGACUAGCAUCGUUCAUAGCCUGUCCUGAUGAUGUGCUCUGUUCUGGGGAUGUAGGGGUGGAGGCGGGGCCUAGACUUUCAACUUGAGAGAGAACAAAAGGAACUCCUUCAGUCCAUGUUCCCCACAACUCACCACCAACCUUCAAAGGUGGCAUAAGUAGAUAGGCUACUCAGACAAGCAUCAAACAAAUUCUCUAAACUAAGUUGCAUUUGGGUAGCCUGACGACUCACACUAAAUUAUUCCGCUGUUCUGUCGUUCGCUACAUACUUUAGUCUGAGACUGCCAUCAUUGAAGUAAUUUGUCACGAGGGGCGUUGUACAAAACAAAGACAUCAACGAUUGGAUUGUCUCUAACCAAUCAGAGUAGCAAAGCCAAUGACGCGUUUUCAAACCGUUGCUUUACCCACGUGUGUUCUGGCCCAACCAAUCGGUUUCUGGACCAAUCCGACGGCUCCGAAUGUGUUCGCACUCGGUGAAGGGUUGGGGAGCUACUCAGAUCCAGACUUAUUGCGGAGAAGGAACUAACGUCGGUGGGCGUGGCGUAGCAUUUGUCCGGAGCAAGGAGUCUGGGUAGCCAGGCAAGCGUUUGGGUUCAUCAUUACAUGAUUUAAAACAAGAAAGGGGUUGCACACAUGACGAAGGUACUCUAUGACAUAUUAUACUGAACAAAAAUAUAAACGCAACAUGUAAAGUGUUGGUCCCAUGUUUCAUGAGCUGAAAUAAAAGAUCCCAGAAAUGUUCCAUACGCACAAAAAGCUUAUUUCUCUCAAACUUUGUGCACACAUUUGUUUACAUCCCUUUUAGUGAGCAUUUCUCCUUUGCCAAGAUAAUCCAUACCCCUGACAGGUGUGGCAUAUCAAGAAGCUGAUUAAACAGCAUGAUCAUUUCACAGGUGCAUCUUGUGCUGGGGACAAUAAAAGGCCACUCUAAAAUGUCCAGUUUUGUCACUCAACACAAUGCCACAGAUUGCAAUUGGCAUACUGACUGCAGGAAUGUCCACCAGAGCUGUUGCCAGAUAAUUUAAUGUUAAUUUCUCUACCAUAAGCCGCCUCCAACGUCGUUUCAGAGAAUUUGGCAAUUUGGCAGUACGUCCAACUGGCCUCACAACCGCAGACCAUGCCAGCCCAGGACCUCCACAUCCGGCUUCUUCAGCUGCGGGAUCGUCUGAGACCAGCCACCUGGACAGCUGAAGAAUAUGAGGAGUAUUUCUGACUGAAAUAAAGCCCUUUUGUGGGGAAAAACGAAUUCUGAUUGGCUGGGACUGGCUCCUCAGUGGGUUGGCCUGGCUCCCAAGUGGGUGGUCCUAUGCCCUCCCAGGCCCACCCAUGGCUGUGCCCCUGCCCAGUCAUGUGAAAUCCAUAGACUAAGGCCUAAUGAAUUUAUUUCUAUUGACUGAUUUCCUUAUAUGAACUGUAACUCAGUAAAAUCUUUGAACUUGUCACGUUGUGUUUAUAUUUUUGUUGAAUUUAUAAUAUCUGACAAGAGUUUUGUAGCAUUAUGAGUCAUCACUUGUAGAAUGACACUUGCUGAAUCCUAACCCUGUCUUGUGAUUCUUUACAGGAUAGAGAGCUGAGGCCGGAGGAAAUGGAUGGUAAGUCUCAUUAUACAGGAGCAUACAGCUUAAAUUACAAAGAGCCUUCAUAUUGCAUGGUAUUACAUAGUCCAGAUCGGGCUGUAGCAUUCCUCACUGGUUUAGAUGCAUAUAAACAAAGGGUCUGCCUGACCUUGGUAAACUUUCAUUCUCAUAUUGAAUGCCUUUAAGUGCCUUUCCAUGGACUCAUUGUGAAAUAUUUUCUGCCAGAAAACAUCAUAGAUCAUGCGUACUGUUCCAAGCUUACACAAGCUUACCUCUCACUCUCAUGUUCAUUAUAACACUACACUCAUUGUAGUAGUAACAAUAAAACAACAAUGAUUUUGAUAAUGUGGUUGAAAAACCCAAUUGAUAUUUCCCUAUUUGUGCCUCUCUCUCAGAGUUGCGUGAGGCUUUUAAAGAGUUUGACAAAGACAAAGAUGGCUUCAUCGGCUGCAAAGACCUGGGCAACUGCAUGAGAACCAUGGGCUACAUGCCUACUGAGAUGGAGCUGAUAGAACUGAGCCAACAGAUCAAUAUGAACUGUGAGUAACUCUGUGUGUGUGUCUAGUAAGAUAGGGAGAAUGUCGUGAGCGUAAAUGUCCGCUCCUGCAUCUGUCUCUAGCCUUUUCCUUUUUUAACUCUCUUUAUUACUACCUUUUCCUUUUUUAACUCUCUCUUUUAUUUCUCCCUGUCUCCAUCUCAAGCUCUCUCUCAUCUCCGGAAAAAGCAAUCUCUCCCUCGGCUGACCUCUCGCUCAGUCUCUCUGCACCGCUCUCCGGCGGGGAAAAACUCGCAAACCCCUCUUUAACCUCUCUAAACUCUCUCUGCUUCUCUCUCUACUCUCUCUCUCUACCUCUCUCCUCUCACCUCUCUCUCUCUCUCUCCUCCUCUCUCUCUCUCUCGAUCAUCUCUCUCUCUCCUCACUCUUCCCUCCGCUAACACACACUCAAAGACUUUCACUCACCAUUACACACAGGCCUCUGAACAUUCAAGGUCCAAUAUCUCUGACGUAGAUCCCUUUAACAAUUAACCCUGAAAGGAACAUAAAAUCACAUCCAUCCUAUAAAUACUCUAUGGGCUUUGGGAACAUUGAUGGCUUAAUAUGAUGCUGUACAUAUGACAGUAGCUUAAAUCUUGCCAGCCUUGUCUUUCUGUCCUCUUUUGCAUGUUUCUGUCAUUGUGCAAAUGUCCCUGUAGAUGUAUUCUGUAUAAAUGAAUGAUUCCUCUAUCUCACAAAGUGGGAGGACAUGUUGACUUUGAGGACUUUGUGGAGCUGAUGGGGCCAAAACUUCUUGCUGAAACAGCAGAUAUGAUCGGGGUCAAGGAGCUGAGGGAUGCUUUUAAAGAGGUAAGAAUAAGGGAUGGAGAGAAAGAAGGGUGGGUUGGAAUGAGAAAAGAAUAAGAGAGAGAGAAAGUGAUGGGAAUAGAGUGAGAGGGAAAGGAAGAUAAUUAAAAUAGAAAUGAGAUAAUAGAGAAAGAAAUAACCAAAUCCAAAGGGGUUGAAAGAAAGCUAGAAAGAUUUAAGGUAAAAUAAAGUUGAUUAAAUGAGGAGAAGCACUACUUACAUGGGGAACUCAAUAGUCAUUUGGGAGAGAUGACGGUAUUGGGAAAGGGCAGAAUACAAUAUUGCAUGAUUAACUAGUUCAUUAUUAAUUACUCUUUCAGUUUGACACCAAUGGUGAUGACAAGAUCAGCACAUCAGAACUCAGAGAAGCAAUGAAAAAACUUCUGGGUCAACAGGUAAGAAAAGUAGUUUUUCUGUUUGUGAGUUUUUCCAUCUUUCACUCAACCUGUCCACGCAUCUGUCUGAUCCUGUCACUGUAGCCUACAUCUGAGUAGUGUUAUUUCUUGGUUCUUUCCCUGUUCUGCUAGGUUGGUCACAGAGACCUAGAGGACAUCCUGCGGGACAUUGACCUGAAUGGAGACGGCCACGUAGACUUUGAAGGUGAGCUAUCUAAGUGGGUUCUAAGAUACCUCCUUGUAGGAUGUUAUUUGACAGGUAUUAUCUUUGUUAUUUUUCGUUGUAUGAAACAUCCCAGUGGGAGCCUACCAGUUGAAUCAACGUUGUGUCCACGUCAUUUCAACGUGGAUUUGCAAAAAGUCAUCAAUGUAAAGGAAUUUCGGGAAUGUCUUUUUUUCACCCAACUUUUAACCUAAAUCCAAUGACAUGGUUCAAAUUGUUGUUGAUUUCACGUUGAAUUGAGAACUAAAUCAAAUGUAAAUCAAAACUAGACGUUGAACUGACGUCUGUGCCCAGUAGGAUGAUAUUGCAGCACCUGAGAAAUCCCUCUCAUGGUCCACUGUUCAUAUCCAACCAACCCCUUCGGGAUUGCCGAUAUUGCUCAAAGUGAGCUCCCUCAUACUGUGUUCAAUAAAGCAAGCUAGAAAAUCUUGUGGAGACUAUUCCCUUCGGACACUUUCACACACUCAAAUACAAACACAGUGCACAAACACUCUCUGUCUGCCUACCGCUCACACACUCUCUCCAUCACACACACACUCUAUCUCCAACUGCACACUCACAUUAUCUCUCACACACACAUACAAGCACAUACACAUGCAUAGACACGCUGCCUCAGUGCCAAUCCCCCCACACACACAGUUUGAGUCAGGAUACUCCAGCACCAUGCUGAGAGUGAGGUGGGAGGAAGAAGGGAGUCGGGCUAUCUGUCAGAUUAUCUCCACACCAAAGGAUUAUGUCACCUCAUAGAUGACCAAGAGAACAAGGAAAACAUACUACCGGUGGGACAAAAAUAGCAAUGUGCUGCUAUUCUUACUAGAACCAUUACACACUAAAUCCAUCAAUGUUUAUGAUCCCCAGUGCUCAUUUAGAAAUAUAAUUGUUGCUAUGAAAAUAUAUUUAUUUUUAUUGGCUGAUUGCAGCACAUACAGUUCUUCAAAGCGCCAUGAUCUUCAGUACCAUGCAUUUAGGGGAUCAGCCGCUACACUUGAAGUAAAUCAUGUUUGUUCUCUAUCUCUGUGGUUUUAUUCAUCUUACCCCUCAGAGUUUGUACGGAUGAUGUCUCGCUGAGUGACAGGUUAAGCACCUGUAGGUCAUGAUACUGACUGGCCCCUUUCCUGGUAAGAGAGGAAGAGAUGAAGAGAAGGAGAAGAGAUGCCAGAGCCCUUACCAACGGACCACUUACCUCUGACUUCUGAACAACAGAAGGGGAAAACGACAUAUCAACCCUGCCCUGCUACUGCCACAUCCGAAGAGAGCACAGAAGCUGACGGAACAACAUCAGCGAUCAUUAUGAUGUAUGCUGCUGUCUCUAAGAGCAAAACAGAACAACGGCCAGCCUCCCACAAUUUUACAUUGUACAUUUGCUAUAUUAGAGAAAACAUUUGUAGGUGUUUACAGGGGCUAAAGAGCAAUGUGAUGUUUGAGCUACUUACACUCAUUGCCAUGGUUGGUUAAGGCUGUAGCAAAGUAAAGGAGACAUAUUGACAUUUUUAACACUUUCUUAUGCCAGCGUCUCCCAUAACUAGCCUAAAGCAGUAUAUUCCCCUCUGGGGCUUUGUAAUCCUAAGAUAAACUUUUGAAUGGCAAUAUUAUUUCAAUGUAUCUACUGUCAAAAUAUGUAUUGUUCGUGUGUGUACGUGUUUGUUUGAGUGUACCUCAAUUCUCCCAUAUUGUAAGAUUCCAUAUGUCUUAAGCUACUGUAGAGUUAGUGUCAAACCCAUGGUAUAUGCUAGCCAACUGUCUCUAUCUUGAAUUACAUCUCAUGUAUUAGCACUGAUGCACUUCUUUAGAUUUUAUUAUUAUCAAACACAUAUCGAGUUACAUUAUACAAGCUUUGAACAUAGAUGGGCAACUGCUUUGAUAAAGGAAAGAGCAGUUUCAUGAAAACUGAAGACUCUGGGGAAUGGGGUAACAAUCAUAAUUAAACUGUUUACGUCUGGCCAACCCAAUACCCAAUAAUUUGCACAUUGUUAUGCAUGAAUACUGAGAAUGCAUGCUCCACUUUUGAUUUAACCAGACACACUGUCACACUGUCACUCCAUACAAAUCAACAAUGUGCACCACAGACAAACAUACACACUGUAAUUUAUUGUGGUGAUCAACAAAACACUGAAACCUGUGUCUCUCUAUGUGUGUGUGAGAUCAGUGUGUAUCUCUGUACUGAUGAGAGUGUGUUUCUGUUUGAGUGUAGAACUUGUGAGUUUUUGUGUGUCUCCCUUAUGCAGUCUUAUUUGUGACUUUGAAUUUGUCUUGUGCGAUUCUAUGCAUGCCAAAUACUAAAACAAUGUGUAGCGUAGUAGAUGAAAAUAAAGAG